AUGUCUGUUCAUACAAGUCCUAAAAAUUCGUUUUUAAGUUCAUCUCGUACAAGACCCUAAACAGCUGUGACUAGUCCAAGAAGACUUUAACUAUAGUAAUUUAAUGCUAUAUAUUAGACUGUCUACCCAAAAUGAAGAUUAAGAUCAAUAAUAAUAAAUCAACAAAUAUACAGCAACUACUAGCCUCACACCAAAAAGUUUGAUGAAAUUAUAAGAGAGAAAAGUUAAUGUAGGGCACAGAUCUGAAAACGCUUCAUGCAAUUUAAGAGUUACUAAAGAAUAAGCGGAAAUUGAUCCUCCAGACGAUUACUUUGAAAAAGAAGUACUAAUUAAUUAAGAUGAAUAUCAAUAAUUCAAGAAGAACUUUCAUAGAAUUGUUUUUGAUGCUUUUGGGAACUACAUUUAUACUAAACCUGGACCUAUUGAUGAAGAAUUUCGACUUUAAGUUUCUGUAACAUUAAUUUAUAAAAUAAGUCAGCAUUGAAUAAACAUAAGCAUACUUCAAAUAGUCUCAAAAAAAAACUUUAAAUCAAAACUCAAAGUUUCUAGCCAAAAAAAACUAUUGAAAAUAUAGUUAAGAGUACAUCAGAAAUUGCUAAAAUGAACCCUAGACGAAAAGCAAUUUUAGAUAUUAAAUAAAAAGCAGAAAACUCUCUUUAUUCAAUGAUUAAUAAUCUAGCCAAAGAAAAAGUUUUAAAUGAAUCUAAAUUUUAAUUAGAAUAAGUCACACAAUAAAUGCUUACCUAUAUUGAUAAGUUUUCAAGAGAAAAGUAUACUUUUUUCUAUAAUUAGUUAAGAACUUGCUGAUUAACUUGAAAUGGCUAAAGGAAAAAUUUUUGAAUUACAAAGUUCAAAUGAAAGUCUAAAUUUUAAGAAUAUCUAAUUGCUUAAAGAAAUCAAGCGUUCUAAAUAAUAAUUGGAUGAACUUAAAAGAAGUACUGUAGAAAUUGAAAAAUUCAUUCCUCAAUUCAAUAUCAUGACUAAAAGAUUUUACAACUUUCAAGCCGAAAAAUUUAUUGAUAAAUAUGAUUAUUUUGAAAAUUAAAACUUGCUUCUCACUAAAAGAGUUUCAGAUUUGGAAUUAGAUUACAUCUAACUUGAAAAAUAAAAUUUUAAUUUAUAAAAAGACUUGGAAAUCAAACAAUAAACAAGAAACCCUCAAUAUGAUAUCAAUUAUAAUACAUCUAAUUAUAAAUAAGAUUCACCAGAUUAAGAUUAUGAGUAAUACAAAGAAAUGUAUUUGAACUUGUUUAAAAAAAUUUUACAAAUUUAUAGUGAUUGGGCUAGUAAAUCUAAGGCACUUCUGCCUGAAAAAAUGGAUGGAGGUCCUAGAGCCAAUUUAGUUGAGCCUUUAGAAAUGUUAGAAAAUAUGGAAAAGAUGAUAACCAUAUCUACUAAUGAAAAACUCUAAUCCUAUUUAAGAAAAAUUAUUGUUAGCGCUAAUUAGUUAUAAAGAAAGUAUUUAACUGAAAAUGUUAAUGAAAAAUUUGAUCCAGAAAAGAUUUAUGAGAGAAUCAUUAAAUUAGUGGAUAAUUUAAAAGCUUAAAUUUCUAAUCUACAAUCUUAAGUUCAAAGCUCUAAAUAAUCUUAGAAUGUAUUUUAUAAAUAUUUUUUAGUGCUUAACCUAAGUUCAAACGCAAAGGUCAAAAUCUUAUCUUCAUGAGAAAGAAUAAAUUUAACCAUGA
Paramecium sonneborni is the source of this 1685-nucleotide messenger RNA. The record is from the annotation of a GenBank genome assembly. NCBI's taxonomy places the organism in Eukaryota, Ciliophora, Oligohymenophorea, Peniculida, Parameciidae.